UUUUCGUGCUGAAUUUGCAAUUUUAUUUUACAUCGAGUAAUUUGAUUCAAAGACGUGUCCAAGUGAAGACAUUCAAAAAUAAAUUGCUGUAUAUCUACUCAUUUGUUAACAUAGGAGCAGUGUAACAAGAUGGUGAAACUUAUAAGAUCCCGAUAUAUGUUAUUGCCCGUGAUUAUACCUGGAAUGAUGCUUAUGUUUUUUGGAAGUCGAUUAUCUAUUUCGAUAAACAAACAAGAGUACUCGGCAAGCAGGACUACGCUUCCAUACAUAUAUAGCAAUAAACAAGAAAGGAACAAACUUGUGGAUAUGAUUGAAACUAAAGAAAAACCUCAGGACACUAUCAAAGGCAAAAACAUUCGACAGAUACUAUUCAUAAACAAACCAGUCUGGAUCGACAUUGCAAAAGCAAAUGAGUACUUAAGAAACAAGUGUCACUUUAAAAACUGUGUUAUGACAAAUAAAGUUAACAACAUAUCUCAGAUGUCAGCAGUAGUCUUCAGUACGCCAGAACCACUUAAAUAUGGUAGCUCAUAUUUGAAAAACAAACGUCCAUAUUCGCAAGUCUGGGUCUUUAUGACUUUCGAGCCUCCGGCAGGUAGACCAUCGUGGUACAGAGACCCAGUUUGGAAAAACAGCAUGAACUGGUCGUGGGGAUACACACUAGACUCGGAAAUAUUUCGGCCUAAUCAGGUAUUAACUACAAGAGAUGUGUUACCGUACCGUAAUUACGAUAUUAUCUUUAAACGAAAAAAGAAACUUGCGGCUUGGGUUGUGAGUCACUGUCAUGCUCAGAGCCUUCGAGAUGAAUAUGUGCAUACACUUAUUCAGGAAGGUGUACAGGUGGAUAUUUUUGGAAAAUGUUCAAAGAACAAAACAAGAGUAAGUCGGGAAGACAUUCAUCGACUAAUUAAUGAAGACUACAAAUUUUAUUUGUCAUUCGAAAACAAUUUUUGUAAAGAUUACGUUACAGAAAAAUUUUUUACUUACCUAGGUUUGGACACCAUUUUAGUUGUUCGAGGAGGACUAAAUUAUUCGGAGCAUUUUAAUCAGAACGCAUUUAUUGAUACUUCGUCAUUUUCUACAGUGAAAUCAUUAGCAAGCUAUAUGUUGAAGGUCAGUCAGGACAUGAAACUAUACACCAGAUAUUUACAAAACAAAGACGUAUAUAAUAUUGCAGAUUCAAAGUUGAAUGCCAUGCAUGAAUCAGAAUGUAGACUGUGUGAAAGGAUAAAUAACCAAGAACAAUAUAAAAAGACAUACGAAGACAUUGCAACAUACCUACACAACGGAACAUGUUUCAAUCCAGAUAAAAUAGUUUAAUUGAUGCAAAAUUGCUUUCCUAUAAAGCUUCCUUCAGAAAGAGUGAAAGCAUGAAAAAUUUAUAGAUACAUAUCGAACACUUUAAACCUAGCCGUCAGUUACUUUAUUUUAUUUUUUCUCAAAAAUACUCUUUUUCGUUUACAUUAAUAUUUUUUCCCAACACUUUUUAGCUCCACUAUUCGGGGAAUAGGGUGGCUAUUCUACUCGCCCAGGCGUCGGCGUCGACGUGACUUUUCUUGGUUAAAGUUUUUCGGCAACCAUUUUUUUCUGUCAUAUCUUUGUUACUAUUGCAUAUGUCUUACUGUAACUUCACAGAAACAUUGUCCAGCAUACAUACAAAGUAUGUGCAGGGGCUGGGCAUAUUAUACAUAAGGUCAAGGUCACCAAUGUGUUAUACUUAGGUUAUUUGUAAGUUUUUCUGCAACCUUUGUUCUUCUGUGAUAUCUUUGUUACUAUUGCUUAUAUCAUUGUUCAGCACACAAACAAGGUAUGUGUAGGGGCUGGGCCCAUUUUACCCUAGGUCAAGGUCACCAAUUGCUAUACUUAGGUUAUUUUUAAGAUUAAAGUUUUUCGGAAACCUUUGUUUUUCUGUCAUAUCUUAGUUACUAUUGCUUAUAUCUUACUGUAACUUUAUAUAACCAUUGUCCAGCAUACAAACAAAUUAUAUGCAGAGGCUGGGCCCAUUAUACCCAAGGUCCAAGUUACCAAGGUGUUAUACUCGGGUUAUUUUAAGGUUAAAAUUUUUCAGCCGCCUUUGCUUUUCUGUUGUAUCUUUGUUACUAUUCCUUAUAUCUUACUGUAAGUUCACAUAAACUUUUUUUCUGCAUGUGUGGUAACAAUCCAAAUAACUCUAAUUUGUGUUCUAUGCCCCUUGGUGUAUCUUCUUUUCAAAAGUAGAUGUCUCUUAUUGAAACAUAUUUAUACCCCCACCAAACAUGUUUGAGGGGGGUAUAUAGGAGGCAGUUUUGUCGCGUCCCGUCGCGUCGCGUCGCGUCGCGUCGCGUCCUGUCCCGUCGCGUCCCAAAAUCUAUUAUCUCAGUUAUUAUGUCUCCCCCAGGAGACAUAUUGUUUUUGCCCUGUCCGUCCGUCCGUCUGUCCGUCCGUCCUUCCGUCCGUCCGUCCGUCCGUCCGUCCGUACGUCACACAUCAUUUCCGAGCAAUAACUUUGUAGGGCUGAUGGAGUAGACGACCCCUAUUGUUUCUGGGGUCACUCCGUCAAAGGUCAAGGUCACAGGGGCCUGAACAUUGAAAACCAUUUCCGAUCAAUAACUAGAGAACCACUUCACCCAGAAUGUUGAAACUUCAUAGGAUGAUUGGCAAUGAAGAGUAGAUGACCCCUAUUGAUUUUGGGGUCACUCCGUCAAAGGUCAAGGUCACAGGGGCCUGAACAUUGAAAACCAUUUCCGAUCAAUAACUAGAGAACCACUUGACCCAGAAUGUUGAAACUUCAUAGGAUGAUUGAUCAUGAAGAGUAGAUGACCCCUAUUGAUUUUGGGGUCACUCCAUCAAAGGUCAAGGUCACAGGGGCCUGAACAUGGAAAACCAUUUCCGAUCAAUAACUAGAGAACCACUUCACCCAGAAUGUUGAAACUUCAUAGGAUGAUUGUACAUGCAAAGUAGAUGACCCCUAUCGAUUUUGGGGUCACUCCAUUAAAGGUCAAGGUCACAGGGGCCACUUGACCCAGAAUGUUGAAACUUCAUAGGAUGAUUGGACAUGCAGAGUAGAUGACCCCUAAUGAUUUUGGCGUCACUCUGUGAAAGGUCAAGGUCACAGGGGCCUGAACAUUGAAAACCAUUUCCGGUCAGUAACUUGAGAACCACUUGACCCAGAAUGAUGAAACUUCAUAGGAUGAUUAGUCAUGCAGAGUAGAUGACCUCUAACGAUUUUAGGGUCACUCUGUUAAAGGUCAAGGCCACAGGGGCCUGAACAUGGAAAACCAUUUCCAAUCAAUAACUUGAGAACCUCUCGACCCAGAAUGUUGAAACUUCAUAGGAUGAUUGUUCAUGCAGAGUAAAUGACCCCUAUUGUUUUUGGGGUCACUUCGUUAAAGGUCAAGGUCACAGAGGCCUGAACAUUGAUAACCAGUUCUGAUCAAUAACUUGAGAACCACUUGACCCAGAAUGUUGAAACUUCAUAGGAUGAUUGAACAUGCAGAGUAGAUGACCCCUAUUGAUUUUGGGGUUAGUCUAUUAAAGGUCAAGGUCACAGUGGCCUGUUCAUUUAAAAUCAUUUUUUGGAAAUAACUUGAGAACCACUUGACCUACAAUGUUGAAACUAAAUAGGAUGAUCGGACAUGCAGAGUAGAUGACCCCUUUUUAUUUUGAGGUCACUUGAUCAAAGGUCAAGGUCACAGGAGCCUGAACAGUGACUUGAGAACCACUAGGCCAAGAGUGUUGAAAUUCAGCGGGAUGUCUGGACAUGCCAAGUAGAUGAUCGCUAUUGCAGCUAACCAUCAGUGUCUCUUUGACUUUCGCUCCUGACCCCUCUUGACUUCUUGCCUAAAGGACUUUGCAUUGGGGGAGACAUGCGCUUUUUUACAAAAGCAUUUUCUAGUUACCAAAUGGAUUUGAUUCAAACUUAAAAUACAUGUUCCACCUUAUCACCCACAUCAUGUGACACAAGGUGCAUAACUCUUGACACCAAGUUUUCAUGAAUUAUGUCCCCUUUUACUUAGAAUUUAAGGUUAAUUUUGUUGUAUUUUCACUAUAUCUCAGUUAUUACUAAAUGGAUUUGAUUCAAACUUAAAAUAGAUGUUCCACCUCAUCACCCACAUCAUGUGCCCACAUCAUGUGACACAAGGUGCAUAACUCUGACACCAAGUUUUCAUGAAUUAUGUCCCCUUUUACUUAGAAUUUAAGGUUAAUUUUGUUGUAUUUUCACUAUAUCUCAGUUAUUACUAAAUGGAUUUGAUUCAAACUUAAAACAGUUGUUCCACCUCAUCACCCAGAUGAUGUGACAUAACGUGCUUAACUCUGACAUAAAUUUUUUAUGAAUUAUGUCCCCUUUUACUUUAAAUUUAAGGUUGAUUUUGAUGUAUUUUCACUAUAUCUCAAUUAUUACAAAAUGGGUUUGAUUCAAACUUAAAAUAGAUGUUCCACCUCAUCACCCACAUCAUGUGACAUAAGGUGCAUAACUCUGACACCAAUUUUUCAUGAAUUAUGCCCCUUUUUACUUAGAAUUUAAGGUAAAUUUUGAUGUAUUUUCACUUUAUCUCAGUUACUACUGAAUGGAUUCAAUCCAGACUUUAAAUAGAUGUUCCACCUCAUCACCCACAUCAUGUGACACAAGGUGCAUAACUCUGACACUAAUUUUUCUUGAAUUGUUUCCCCUUUUACCUAGAAUUUAAGGUUAAUUUUUAUGUAUUUUCACUAUAUCUCAUUCUGAUUGGCUUAGAGCCAAAGGGAAGUAACCUUUUUUAAACUUUUGUACUGAGUUUCUUCCCCUUAAAUUCCAGGAAUUAGUCUAUUUUUAGAAAUCCUAUUUUUAGAUUUUCAGUAUUUUAGGUAUUUUUCUAACUUUUUUAUUAUAAGUCCUAUGUAGAAAGUAAAAACAUUUUUCUGUGGUAACUUGGGUCGGUAAGACCCUUUUUUUUGUAUUCACUUUUAGUGUAUCUCUAAUAUUAGAGAUUUAAUAUAUUUACUUGUUUUACUAUACUAGUAUUAUACUAGUAUUACUUAUAUGUGGAAGCCCAGGAUGAAGUACUCCAAAGUAUUUUUAAGAUUCCUUAUGGUUUCCAUUCUUCUGUGACAAGACCGUAUGGGGGGGGGGGGGGGGGGUAUGAGUCACUCCUGUGACAGUUCUAGUUGGGGAUUGCUUCCUUCUUUCAAAAAUUUUGUUGAGUUAUGAUGUUAGUUCCUAUUUAAGCCUGUUCUCUUAAAAUUGACUUUAUAGUUCCCUUCCUGUUUAAGACCGUUUUCUUUGACUCAAGGAUUGUCAAUUUCUGUUUGUCAUUCUGUCUUUCCAUUUGUCCAUUAGCUUUUUCGCAUCCUUCAUAAUUCUGCCAACUGCCUUGGUAGCCUAGUGGUAGAGUACCCGCUUAGAGUGCUGGGUGUUAUGGGUUCACUACCUGGCUGGGUCACACCAAAGACAUGAAAAAUGGUACUAGGAUAGUCCUCGCCUGGCGCUCAGCCUUAUGAGGAUAGUUCUAGGACUGGUCAGCACUGUUAGUAUAGUGUGAAUAGGUAGCGUAUCAUGUCACAUGUUUACGGCAUGAUGUUGUCAUGUGGCAGUGCUAUAAAGAUGGGCAUUGUGCUCACUUCUGUUAGUAGACACUGUUGUUAAUCAUAAUGUGACAGAAAAAUUGUUUGAAAAAGACAUUAAACACGAUUACACAAACAUAAACAUGUAACUCUGCCAUACAGCGAAUGAUUUUACUUGGUGCAGAUGUUCAACAUAUAUUUAGUUAACAAUAAUAAGUCAAAUCUAAGUCAGUAAUUAAUCAAUUACAAUUGCUUGAAUUGACUUUUGUCUCAAUUAAUAAUUACUUUCAGUUAUUUUCGAAUUUGUUAAUUUAUUAUACCCCUACAAAACGAUGUUUGUGGGGGGUGUAUAUAGGAGUGAGCUUGGCGGUCGGUUGGUCUGUUGGUUUUUGUGGUUUCCGGAUGAUAACUCGUGAAAGCCUUGACUGAUUUGAAUAAUUUUUGGUACACAGGUGUAACAUCCGAAAAUACAGGUCAAGUUCGAAUUUGGGGUCAAUAGGUCAAAGGUCAAGGUCACAGUGACCCUGAACAGUUAAACGGUUUCCGGAUGAUAACUUGAGAACGCUUGGGCCUAUGAUCAUAUAUUUUUGUACACGGGUGUAACAUCAUGAAACACAGGUCAAGUUCGACUUUGGGGUCUGUAGGUCAAAGGUCAAGGUCACAGUGACUCGGAACAGUUAAAUGGUUUCCGGAUAAUAACUUGAGAACACUUGAGCCUAGGAUCAUAAUUUUUGGUACACAGAUGUAACAUCAUAAAAAACAGGUCAAGUUCGAUUUUGAGGUCUGUAGGUCAAAAUUCAAGGUCACAGUGACUCGGAACAGUUAAACGGUUUCAAGAUGAUAACUUGAGAACGCUUGGAUCUAGGAUCUUAAAUUUUUGUACACAGGUGUAACAUGAUUAAAUACAGGUCGUAUUCGACUUUGAGGUUAGAGGUCAAAGGUCAAGGUCACAAUAACACGAAACAGUUAAACGGUUUCCAGAUGAUAACUUGAGAAUGUUUGGGCCUAGGAUCAUGAAAAUUGAUAGCGAGGUUGGUUAUGACCAGCAGAUGACCCCUAAUGAUUUUGAGGUCAGCAGGUCACAGGUCAAGGUCACAGAGACCCAGAACACUUAAACGGUUUUCGGACAACUUCACAACGCUUGGGACUAGGAUCACGAAAUUUAAUAGGGAGGUUGGUCAUGACCAGCAGAUGACCCAUAAUUAUUUUGGGUUCCAAAGAUCAAAGGUCAUUUAAAUCUUUUCCGGACAAUAACUUGAGAAUGCUUGGGCCGAGAGUCAUAAAACUUUAUAGGGAGGUUGAUCAUGACCAGCAGAUGACCUCUAUUGAUUUUGAGAUCAGUAGGUCAAAGGUCAAGCUUAGUUCUUUGACAAGGCCAUAUUGUGGGGGUAUAAUUCGUCACUCCUGUGACAACUCUAGUUUCAUUUUACUGUCAAAUCGUCGAAUAGUGGAUCGCGCUGUCUUACGGACAGCUAUUGUUAUGCCCCCGAAGGGAGGCAUAUUAGUUUUCAACUGUCCGUCCGUUCGUUAAUUAGUUCGUUCUUUCGUUCGUUAGUCACAACGUUAACUUUUUGCAUGUAGGCAUUUUACUCGCGAACCACUGCACCUUCAAGCUUCACGUGGUGAUAGUACUUAUUGAGUACACCACCCCUACUGACUUUGGGGUCACCAGGUCAAAGGUCAAGGUCACAGGGGCCAACGUUAACCUUUUGCAUGAAGGCACUUUACUCGCGAACCACUACACCCAGGACCUUCAACCUUCACAUGCUGAUAGUACUUUAUGAGUACACUGUCCCUACUGACUUUGGGGUCACCAGGUCAAAGGUCAAGGUCACAGGGGCCAACGUUAACUUUUUGCAUGAAGGCACUUUAUAUGCGAACCACUUCACCCAGGACCUUCAAUCUUCACAUGCUGAUAGUACUUAUUGAGUACACCACCCUUACUGACUUUGGGGUCACCAAGUCAAAGGUCAAGGUCACAGGGGGCAACAUUAUCUUUUUGCAUGAAGGCACUUUACUCGCGAACCACUUCACCCAGGACCUUCAAACUUUACAUGCUGAUAGUACUUUAUGAGUACACCAUCCGUACUGACUUUGGGGUCACCAGGGCAAAGGUCAAGGUGCUGCGGGGGCAUUUGUCACCAUUAGUGACAGCUCUUGUUUAGAAUAUUCGACACUAUUUCAUUUAAAAAUCUCUAAAAUUUUGACACAAAAUUAUGUAUAUAAUCACAUUCAUACACCUAAUGUGGCGAAAUUAUAAAUAAACAACGUUGCAAAGUAUCAAAAGCUCCUAUAUGUGCCUCUUGGAUGACAAGUGUAUAAACAUAACAAUUGCUUUCGUUCUAUGUUGCUUCGUACGUUCGUGCUUCGCACCAUGUUUGGUGCUGGACAUACUGACUAUAUUUUUUUCGAUAUAAAUGCCGUAUAUUGUUUUUGAGGAGGAAAUUGUUUCUAUUUCACCUCGUUUUUUGGCUUUUUUUUUUAGUCAAGGGACGUGAAAUGCUGACCUUGCUUGUAUGCGCCUAAACUGUUCCAAAUCCUUCGUAACGUGUUGUGAGUAAUGUAAUAUGACAAUCACAAUGUUAGCGUAGUAUAUCCGAGUAGUAGUAGUAUUACGUACUAGCAUUUGGCAGUCAAUAAAAUUACAAUGUACAAGCA
Messenger RNA from Mercenaria mercenaria, 8178 nucleotides. Its product is annotated as alpha-(1,3)-fucosyltransferase C-like. The coding region runs from base 130 to 1320 and encodes 396 amino acids. The record is from RefSeq and is a predicted model, not a curated record. Gene Ontology annotation, cellular component: membrane. The transcript has 3 exons. Lineage: Eukaryota; Metazoa; Mollusca; Bivalvia; Venerida; Veneridae. Gene Ontology annotation, molecular function: alpha-(1->3)-fucosyltransferase activity.